This is a messenger RNA of Aspergillus ibericus CBS 121593, 564 nucleotides long. RefSeq names its product cupin domain-containing protein. The transcript has 3 exons. Bases 1 to 564 code for a protein of 187 amino acids. The record is from RefSeq and is a predicted model, not a curated record. Lineage: Eukaryota; Fungi; Ascomycota; Eurotiomycetes; Eurotiales; Aspergillaceae.
AUGACAAACCAAACAACCACCAAAAAGAACAUCCGCCCCCUAUCGCGGUACAUAACCACCCACUCCCCCACCAACCAGGCCAUCUUCUCCCGCACCCUCCCCACCGCCAUGCCCGUGCAAGAAAUCUCCGACUCCGCCAACGCGCACUUCUCCCUCGUCUACACAACCGACACCUUCCCCGCGAACCUGUCGUCCGACGCCGACAUCCCCGCCUACGCAUCCUACCUGACCAACCCGCCCGGCAUCACCAUCUCGACCGGCUCCGUCUGCCGCAUCGUGGAUAUCCCGCCCCACGCGACCAGUCCUAUGCAUCGCACCGUGUCGAUUGAUUAUGGGGUUGUGUUGGAGGGGGAGGUCGAGUUGGUGUUGGAUUCGGGGGAGAGUAGGGUCUUGGGCAGGGGGGAUGUCGCGGUGCAGCGGGGGACGAAUCAUGCUUGGAGGAAUUGGGCGAGGAUGUUGUAUGUGCUUUUGCCGGCUGUGGGGGUCGAUCUUGGGGAGGAUUUGGGCGGGAUUGGGGUUAGGGAUAGAAGUGAAAUUGGAAUGGGAGUGCGGCUUUGCAUAUAA